AUGACCUUCAACGCGGUUAACGACGACGACGGCUACUUUAACGAUCUCUCCAGGCAGCCGCAAUUGGAAUCGCAAGAUUCGUUCAGUCCUCACGACCAGAAUGGCAUCGAUGCUACUGGAGAAGAAAACGGAACGGCGAAGCUAAAGCGUAUUGCGUGCGUGAUAUGCAGAAAGAGGAAGCUGAAGUGCGAUGGGAACAAGCCAAAAUGCGCGACAUGCGCCAGACUUGGACAUAGUUGUGCAUAUGAUGAAGUACGGCGAAAGAGUGGACCGAAGAGAGGGUAUGUCAAAGAUUUGGAAGCACGUUUAGCGCAAGUCGAGGGAAAGCUGAAGAAUCAAGAUAAUAAAAAAUCUAAGAACACGAGUGAACCUGAGCAACAUGGAGUCCCGGAAACUGUCUUCGAGAUCGGGGAGUCUAUGGGUAUGCAAACAGGACUGCAGCAAUCGAUGCCCAGUGUAUCUUACGAUUCCAUGCCCACCAACGACCCCAUCAUGCUACCUAUGACGAAUUUGGCUUCAGAGAUGAUGCCAGACUCAGACUUUGUGCCACAGAUAGAUCUCAACCUCGAUCAGAACUUUUCUUGGGAGAUGAUAGGUCUUGGUCUGGAAGAACCAAUGCCCACGCAGGAAGCAGUCGAUGAAUUACGGGCACGAAAGUACAUCGAGCUUGAUGAGAUGAAAGGCCAAGGCGAAGCGUUCGUAUCCCUUGCACACGCACAGACCUGGACCCUCAUUUGCGCGUACGAAUUCAAGAUGAUGUACUUCCCAAGAGCUUGGAUGAGUGUCGGUCGCGCGGCACGAAUGGCUCUCAUGAUGGGCUUGAAUCGAGUAGACGGUGUCGGCUUGGACGUGAAGCAAUGUCUCCCGCCGCCAAGAGAUUGGACAGAACGUGAGGAGCGGAGAAGGACGUUUUGGAUGGCUUACUGUGUAGAUCGGUACGCUAGUAUCGGCACAGGCUGGCCAAUGGCGAUUGAUGAAAGAGAUAUCAUGACCUGCCUCCCAGUCAGCGAGGAGGCCUAUGAAAGCAGUACAGCCCAGAAAGCGCCAACAUUAGAGGAAGCCAUGAGACCUCAGCAAGCAUCCCAGCUUUCAUCUUUAGCCGGACUCGUGCUCGUCACCCACUUUUUUGGACUCAAUCUCACCCAUCUUCACCGCCCGGAACCCAACCAACAAGAACACGACAUGAAUGGACCAUUCUGGAAGCGGCAUCGCACUAUGGAUAACGAUCUGCUGAAAACGGCUCUCCAGCUUCCUUCGUAUCUCCGGCUGCCCUCGGGUAUAAGAAAUCCCAACAUUGUAUUCCUGAACUUCGCCCUCCACACUUCCACAAUAUGCCUCCACCAAGCAGCGAUAUUCAAAGCAGAGAAGAACCAACUACCAGACAACAUAACUGAGCAGAGCAGAACUCGGUGCAUUUUGGCAGCAGCGGAAAUAGCCGGUGUGAUGCGUUUGACCAGUCAUAUAGAUGUUGCAGGCAUGAACCCUUUCAUGGCUUUCUGCCUCUAUGUUGCCGCUCGUGUCUUUGUUCAGUAUCUCAAGAAGAUGCCAAAUGACCAGGAAGUUCGACAGUCCCUGGAAUUCCUCCUAGCCGCCAUGCGAGCGAUACAGAGGAAGAACCCCCUUUCAGAAUCAUUCUUGGUCCAAUUGAACAUGGAUAUCGAGGGGAGCGGUCUAGACAUCUUUUUGCACAAUCCGGACUACACGUCACGAUAUGUGGAAGGAAUGGACUCGAGCAAUCUGCCGGCCGAUUACGCUGGCAGCAAGACUCACUGCUCCCCUGUCUUCCACAUCUCAGAAAAAUCUGAAGAUGGCCCGUCUCCCGGCGAUAAUCGAUCCUCUGAAGACACACGAUUGCCAAAAGACGACGCCAAGAAAGAAAGCCCAACAGUCCGGACAGAAGAUUCUCGCCAGCGAACAUAUGCCUACCGCAACGUCGACGUCAUUUCCCGAAUGCAUGGCACACCUCGACCCUUCUUUCCGGAAAAUGUGCAAUCCCAUUCCUAUCGGCCUCCAGGUGAAGUUCAAAACAAGCCCGACGCCCACUCUCAACGAUAUGAGAAAAUCUUUCCGAGCGACGACUGGAAUCAAGGCAACAUCGCUACGGUGGCGGGCCGUAACUCAUUUACGGAUAACGACAAGAUCAACGCCAUUAAUGCGAACAAUCGGCACUUGGAUACCGAAAUGGCCGACCAGUCCGCCAAUUCCCGGGGUCCAACGCCGCAGUCGAACAGCAGUUAUAAUCACUCGUCAUCAAAUACAUCAUACUCCCCAUCGCAGGGACAUGAGGAUGACCAAACUACGUCCAGUACUGGCGGAGGAGGUAAUUACAUGAUGGGAUUCGCACCUCCCACUCAUAGUACCAUCUUUACCGGAGAGGGUGUCAAACACGCAAUGAGCCCGCCAGCACAACAGCAAGAAGAUCCUUUUAAGAUUCCAGCGGGCUGGGACAUGGGGACCGGAAUGACGCCCGGCUCGGGAAUGACUCCUGGAAGUUUGACGGGCAUGACGUCGGACGGUGGUUGGGAGAAGCUUAUGGAUAGUAUGGGGUGGGAGACGGGGAGGACUGGGUGA
Letharia lupina is the source of this 2571-nucleotide messenger RNA. RefSeq lists its product as uncharacterized. Gene Ontology annotation, cellular component: nucleus. Gene Ontology annotation, biological process: regulation of DNA-templated transcription; DNA-templated transcription. The transcript is spliced from 6 exons. NCBI's taxonomy places the organism in Eukaryota, Fungi, Ascomycota, Lecanoromycetes, Lecanorales, Parmeliaceae. The record is from RefSeq and is a predicted model, not a curated record. Gene Ontology annotation, molecular function: zinc ion binding; DNA binding; DNA-binding transcription factor activity, RNA polymerase II-specific. The coding region runs from base 1 to 2571 and encodes 856 amino acids.